Protobothrops mucrosquamatus (brown spotted pit viper) is the source of this 1452-nucleotide messenger RNA. It is a transcript of the gene ERAL1, whose product is annotated as Era like 12S mitochondrial rRNA chaperone 1. The transcript has 10 exons. Bases 1 to 1362 code for a protein of 453 amino acids. Gene Ontology annotation, cellular component: mitochondrial matrix. Lineage: Eukaryota; Metazoa; Chordata; Lepidosauria; Squamata; Viperidae. The record is from RefSeq and is a predicted model, not a curated record. Gene Ontology annotation, biological process: ribosomal small subunit assembly. Gene Ontology annotation, molecular function: GTP binding; rRNA binding; ribosomal small subunit binding.
AUGGCGACGGUGGCGGCGGUGGUGUCGCUGGGCCGGCGGGCCUUGGGCCUGGCCGCGCGUCGGGCCCGGCUCCUCCCGGGCGCCUCGGCCCGCGCUCUGAGCCUGCGGAACUCGCGGCCACGCGGUGGAAAGAGGGAGGAGGAGGAGGGAGGCCGGACCUGCAGCCGUCCUGACCCUCCGCAGCCCUUCUGGGUUGGGCCGGGCCGCCCGCAGAGCCUCGGGGACUCCGCGCUGGAUCACCUAGCCGGGAUCGCCCCGGGAGAAGCGGGGCCGUCGCUGGGGGGGCCGCCCGCCCCGCCUGUCCCCGCCUUUCAGGGGGAGCAUGAAUCCUUGCUGUCCCACCGCCCUGAUCAGCCGAGGAACCCCAAAGUCUUGAGAGUGGCUGUUAUUGGGGCCCCCAACGCUGGCAAGUCCACCCUGUCGAACCAGCUGCUGGGACGGAAGAUCCUGCCGGUCUCCAGCAAGGUGCACACAACACGGUGCAACGCUCAGGGCGUCAUCACAGCCGAGGACACCCAGCUGAUUAUCCUGGAUACCCCUGGCCUCACCACCGCUGCCAAAGGCAAAAGACACAACCUGGAAAAAUCCAUGCUGUCUGACCCGUUCGACAGCUUGAACGAUGCAGAUUUAGUGCUGGUCCUCGUGGAUGUCUCGGACCGCCACACCCGGCACCAGCUCCACCCACAGGUGCUACGCUGCCUGAAGCAGUUCCCGCAGGUGCCCAGCCUCCUCGUCCUGAACAAGGUGGAUCUGGUGAAGCAGAAGGGCGUUCUUUUGGAGCUGGUGGUCGAGCUCACCGAAGGCGCCUUUGGAGGAAAGAAGCUGGGAACCAGGUCUCUGUACCGCCCCCCCAAGAGGGCCCAGAGCAGCCCCGCAGAGGCCGUGGAGAAGGUCCUGGGCUUGGAGAGCGGGACCCUGGAGAGCCCUAAGGACCAGAAAGGCUGGCCGGGCUUCCGGGAGAUCUUCAUGCUGGCCGCGCUGCAAGAGGAGGAGGUGGACACGCUGAAGAAGUACCUCCUCAAGCAAGCCCAGCCGGGUCCCUGGGAGUACCACAGUGAGGUCCUGACCAGCCAAUCCCCGCAAGAGAUCUGCGCCAACCUCAUCCGGGCCAGACUCCUGGAACACCUGCCCUACGAAGUGCCCUAUCUCGUGACCCAGAAAACAGCCCUGUGGGAAGAGGGUCCUGGUGGGGAGCUCCAGAUUGUGCAGCAUUUGAUGGUCCCGAAGGAGAGAUACCUGAAGAUGCUGAUUGGCCACCAGGGCCAGGUGAUCGGCCGGAUCGCCACCGAGGCCGGCUACGACUUGAUGGACGCCUUCCUGUGUGAAGUCCAGCUGAAGCUCUCCGUCCAGCUGAAGGAGUGAGCCCUCCCGGGUCCCUUCGGACGCUGCUCCGGUCCGGCCAGAGCGGUCCCUCGACUCUGCGGUCCUCGCUCGGACGUCCCCCCCUCCCUC